CUCCAUAAGAGCCGACCCUGGUGCAGCUGAAAAGAACAGACUAAUCAUUGCGCUGAGUGCAUCCGAGAGAGAGUGUAUGGUAAAAGUUGAGUUUAUAGAAAAAUCUAAAAAAUGGCGGAAUUUGUGGAAAAACGUUGCGAGGAUAUGAUCCCCGAGCUGGAACAAAUGGAAAGAAUCAAACUAUUUAAUAAAAAUGAGAUUCGGGCUAUUGCUAGAAAAUACAAAGAGUUUGAAUACAAAGUUCAACGUCAUACAAAGUGCAAGAAGGACUAUGAACAAUACAUACACUAUAAAAUGAAUCUCUUGGCAUUGAUCAAGCAGCGAAGACAUAAAUAUGGAAACUUAAAAAAGAAGUCGGAUAUUGAUUAUGCUAUAGCAAAUAAAAUUGAUAAUUUAUAUAAAAAUGCAAUAUUUAAAUUUCAAGAUCUUUCAUUAUGGGUUGACUACUUGAAAUUUUGCAAACAGAUACGUUUUCGCAGCAACAUCAGCCAUAUGUUAGGCAGAAUGUUACAAAUACAUGGAAAUAAACCAAAGUGCUGGCACAUAGCAGCAUGUUGGGAACUAGAGGAAAACAAUAACAAGCAGAAGGCUUGUCAAUAUAUAUUUAGUGGUUUACACAUACAUCCAGAUUCACCAUUAUUAUAUAUGGAUGCUUUUAGAUUUGAGUUGGAUGAUUACGUAUCUCCAUCUAAUGACGCUGCAAAAACUGAGGAUCAGGAAGAUGAUUCAGAGUCAGCAGCAGAGGACAGAGAGGUGCCGUUGUCAUUGGACAAGGCAUAUCUGAUAUAUCAGCAAGCUUCAGAGCAUAUUCGUGACAUCAAGUUCAUAAUUCAGUUACUUACUAUUACUGAAGAAUAUGACAACACAGAAAAAUUGCAGAAGAAAAUUACUUGCGACAUGAUUCAAAAUUAUCCUCACGAACCUUUAAUAUGGGACAAGAUUGCGCAUCGUGAGUUGGAUGGCUUGGUACAACCUGAUCUCAUUGACAUAUCGAUAGAACUGGACAGUUCCGAGCAAUCCUCGCAAAGGAGUCGCAUUAUCUCUUGUAGCAAGGUCUAUCAACUAGCCUUGCAGAACAUUGAAACUGAGGAGAUGUGGUCACUCUACAUAGAAUGCUUAUUGAAUAUCAAUAAAGAUCUAGAGUCGUUACCUAAUUUCAAAAGAAAACUCCUGAAGACCGCCUUGGCACAGGCUCAUCGGGCGAAGAAGUUGAAAGAAAAAUAUUACAUAUAUUGGAUUGAUAUGCUAAGUCUCAAAAUAGACGACGAGGACUCGCGGGAAAGACUGUAUCAGUUUAUAUGCAAAGUUACCGAUGCUGUACCAAACAGCGUGAUCCUUUGGCAUGCACGAAUGAAGCACUUGCUGCUUUCGAAACAAGACGAAGAAGCGGCAGCAAUAUGUCCGAAGGCGACUAGAAUAUUGGGGGAGAAGGCACUACCUCUAUGGAAAAUGUGGAUUCUGCAUGAACAAACUACAAACCCAAAGAAAACCGAAGAGGUGUUUCAAGCCGCUUUACAAAUACAUCCGCUUAUUGCCAGAGAUAUAAAGCCUUAUUAUAUCGAGUGGCUUGCAUCAACAAAAAGUAUACACGCGGCUCGUAAAGCGUACGACAGCCUGUGCCUGCAAGCGCCCUUUUCACUGGAAUGCUAUAAAAAAAUGGUGUCGCUCGAAGUUAUGCAGCCAGAGAUCUCUUUGAAGCAUGCACGACGACCUCACGAGCUGGCGACGCAUUUAUUCGGCAAAAACGACAAGUCUGUCUGGAUGGAUUACAUCAAUUUCGAGAAUAAGCACGGCGAGCCGUGGAAAGCCGGUCAAAUAUACGAGAGAGCGUUAAAAGAACUGGAUGGCAGUCUGACGUCUUCUUUCAUCGAGGAUCACGUUCUAAUCAAAAUUAAUCAAUCACAAAUGGAACAUAUAUCCUGAUCUAAGAUCUUUUAAUGCUUUGUAGACGAAAUAAUUUGGAGGUUGAACAACAGUCAAGAAAGAAGUAUUUUUAAUACAGAUGAAGAAAGAAUGAUGCAUAAAUUAUUAUUAAUUAUUAUUAGUUAAUUUAAGGUGUAAAUAAGAAGUAAAAAAAUAUAUAAAAGUAAAUAUAUAAAGUAAAUAUAUUGAGAAGAAUA
Odontomachus brunneus is the source of this 2120-nucleotide messenger RNA. Its product is annotated as U3 small nucleolar RNA-associated protein 6 homolog. The record is from RefSeq and is a predicted model, not a curated record. Gene Ontology annotation, biological process: maturation of SSU-rRNA from tricistronic rRNA transcript (SSU-rRNA, 5.8S rRNA, LSU-rRNA). Lineage: Eukaryota; Metazoa; Arthropoda; Insecta; Hymenoptera; Formicidae. Gene Ontology annotation, molecular function: snoRNA binding; protein binding. The coding region runs from base 112 to 1923 and encodes 603 amino acids. Gene Ontology annotation, cellular component: small-subunit processome; Pwp2p-containing subcomplex of 90S preribosome. The transcript is spliced from 10 exons.